UGAACAACACAAAACUUUCUUAACGCGCCAGCUGCACGCACGCACCGCGGUAGUAAAUUUACCGUGUCGACCUUCGUAUUUGUCAUGAGAGCGACAGAUCAACGACGAUACCGGCAAGUAACGGACUACAUUUUUACGGUCACAGAUAUAUUUUUUAUACCCGCUAGAGACGACGCAAACUGAUCACCAUGGAAAUAAAAAAAAUCCUAAAAGAAGCCGGAAUACAGAUCGGUGCCGGGGGAUCUGCCGGUUUCGUGGAGGUGUGCAUAAUGCACCCGCUCGAUCUUAUUAAGACUCGCCUUCAAAUACAGAGCGGAAAACCCACGGGUAAAGUUAGCGAUCCUAACCGUUACUCGGGCAUUUUCGACUGUAUACGUAAGAUGUACAAGUACGAGGGUCUCACGUCGUUUUGGAAGGGGAUUAUACCUCCGAUACUCGCGGAGACGCCUAAACGGGCUGUGAAAUUUUUUACAUUUGAGCAGUAUAAAAAAUUGUUUUUAUUUGAUUCACCCACACCCACACCUUUGACAUUCUCAUUGGCCGGCUUGGGAGCGGGCACAACUGAAGCUAUAUUAGUCAAUCCGUUUGAGGUGGUCAAAGUAACAUUACAAGCCAAUCGCGCAACUGGGAAGGAGUUACCGAGCACAUGGGCCGUUACCAGAGCGAUAGUCAAGGAGCACGGUCUCGGCUUUAAGGGAUUAAAUAAGGGGGUUACGGCUACAAUUGCUAGAAAUGGAGUGUUUAACAUGGUUUAUUUCGGUUUUUAUCAUUCAGUAAAAGGAUACCUACCUGAGUACGAAGAUCCAGUUUGGGAAUUCUGUCGGAAGGUGGGUAUCGGCUUCGUUUCGGGAACAUUAGGUUCGUGCGCAAAUAUACCUUUUGAUGUUGCGAAAUCGAGAAUUCAGGGACCACAACCAGUACAGGGACAAAUUAAGUAUAGAGGCACUUUAAGAUCUAUGGGAAUAGUGUACAGAGAAGAAGGCUUUCGCGCGCUGUACAAAGGACUUCUACCCAAAGUGCUACGUUUAGGACCAGGUGGUGCCAUUAUGCUAGUCGUUUACGAUUAUGCCCACCAUUACUUAACCACCAAGUUUGGAGAUUAAGUGAUAUUUUUAGUAGUUAUCGAGAAACAGUUUUAGUUUGUGCUAUGCUAUGGUAAUACUUUAUAUAGGGACAUCAAUUCUUGUCUCCUCGUCUUAGUCUUUUUUUUUUAAUCUUAUACUCGGUUACUCGCAGGUAUGAAUAACGUAAUAGUCAAUUUCGAUUGUAACAAACAGUAACAGACUUCAAACACUACUUACAAAGUGAUUUUUGGCAUGUUAUAUGUUUAGUUUGUCCUGAUAGUGUUGAAAAUAUAAUGACUGUUUGCACCACUGUGCUAUAACGCCCCCUGGCUGAGCGUUAAGGCGUGGCAAAUGUGGUGCAAAUGGUCUGGGUAUCCCUUCAUAGGGUAUAAAAUAUCUUGCUUACUCAAACUUUUAAAAAUACCAGAGAACAUACCAGAUGAUUUGCUUUUAUAUUUUCGCAGCCUUUCUACAACUGUUUUGGUCAGUACUUAAAUUUUUUGUAUUAAAAGGGGAAAUUGUCCUCUUGUAAUAGUAUUUUGUGCAAUAUUAAUUUUAAGUAAAAUAAGCAUUUAUCAUAUGAAUAUUUACGUCAUAAGUAUACUGAUGUACAAAAAUAUAUACUUUACAGUUUUA
Messenger RNA from Photinus pyralis (common eastern firefly), 1700 nucleotides. Its product is annotated as mitochondrial 2-oxodicarboxylate carrier. The record is from RefSeq and is a predicted model, not a curated record. Bases 189 to 1103 code for a protein of 304 amino acids. NCBI's taxonomy places the organism in Eukaryota, Metazoa, Arthropoda, Insecta, Coleoptera, Lampyridae. The transcript has 7 exons. Gene Ontology annotation, biological process: transmembrane transport.